Messenger RNA from Acanthopagrus latus (yellowfin seabream), 3454 nucleotides. It is a transcript of the gene pigr, whose product is annotated as polymeric immunoglobulin receptor. The transcript has 8 exons. Bases 105 to 1106 code for a protein of 333 amino acids. Lineage: Eukaryota; Metazoa; Chordata; Actinopteri; Spariformes; Sparidae. The record is from RefSeq and is a predicted model, not a curated record.
CUUAUGGUCACGUGACCGAGGGGAAGCUGGCCUUGCGGAAUCUGCAGUCUGUGUUUACACAAGGGAGAACAUUUGCUUGGUGAACCUCACACUGUCGGUGAAACAUGCCGAAGCUCUUCGUACUUGCCCUCGGCCUGUUACCAUGGAUCCCAGCCGUCCUCUGCGAGGCGACCUCCGGCCGAGAGCACGUGGUCCUGGAGGGUCAAUCCCUCACAGUCCCGUGUCACUAUGAGCCUCAGUAUGCCGGCCAUGUAAAAUACUGGUGUCUUGGGAAAACGAGGGAGUUCUGCACCAGCCUGGCUCGGACAGACGGCCCCCGUUCGGCCAGUCCGGCUGAGGACAAAGUCAGCAUCUCUGAUCACGAGGACCAGCUUUUGUUCAGUGUGACCAUGAACAACCUGAAGGAGGUGGACUCUGGGUGGUACAUGUGCGGCGUGGAGAUAGGCGGAAUGUGGUCAGCCGAUGUUGUCACUCACACUCACAUCAAGGUCAUCCACGGUCUGUCAGUGGGUAGCAGUCAGGUGAGCGGGGAAGAAGGGAGUAGCGUGACAGUGGAAUGCCUCUACAGUGAGAGAUACAGAGAAAGCGAGAAGAAGUGGUGUCGAAGUGGAAACUCGAGCUCCUGCCUGCUGACGGGUUCUGAAGGGAGCUACGAAGACACUUCAGUGGCCAUCAGCGAUGACAGAACUAGGACUUUCACGAUAACCUUAAAGAAGCUGCAGCUGAGAGACAGCGGCUGGUACUGGUGUUACGCAGGACAACAGAGGAUAGCCGUGAGCGUGGUGGUCACGCCUCGACCCACGACCACAGUGUCUGUGACACUUACACCGAGUCAGUCUGCUGUACGCCUGCAUCCAGCCAAAUCCAUCACCCAGCAGUCCUGGAACGGUCACAGCCACAUCAUGGUGUCUUUGCUCCCGUGCGCCUCCUUAAUCCUCCUGGUGGGCAUGGCCAUACUGGCGUGGCAGCUGUGGAGACGCCACGGUCCUUCAUAUCCGUUCCUGGAGAGGGAUCCCGAGAAAGCAAGAAUCAAUCCGCACUGUGUAUGUGACCUGCAGAACAAUGCUGUCAUUUUCCACAACAGGGAUUCCCAGGACAUAGCUUAGUCAGGCCAAUGCUUGUUGUUACACAUUGUAAUUGAAUGUAAUUUUAGUUUGCUGCACACAGCACAGGCUUUCCUUUAAGUUCUUUUUUUUUCAAAAUGACCUUUAAAGAAAUGUAUGAUGUGUUUUGCCUGCUGCUUUUGGCAUAGGCUGCUGAUCAUGUAAUAUGCAUUUGUACCAUACUCAUGUGGUCUUCUAUUUUCAUUUGGUCAAAAGCAGCAUCGUCACUACCACCAAGGGACCCUGAGGUUGAGUCCUCUGUCUCGUCUUAUGGAAUUCCGGGAUUUAAACGACCUGGUGGAGUUUACACGCUGCAGUUCAAAACGUACACAUGGUACUUUUCAGGCUGAGUUUCACUCUUUUGAAACUGAGUGCGUUUCAAAUUAAAUACAUAUAUGAUUCAUUUUUUCUCCACUGGAUUUUUAUGUGGGAAAUGGUACCGCUCUGUCUUUAAAGGUCCAUUAUCUACCAAUAAUACUCAAUGAAAGGAAAUACUUAACCAUCUGUACUAAUUAUGGGGAAAAUAGGGGCCACGUGUUUGUUGUUUGAAUUAAACCUGUAAUAAUAUAUUUUUUGCCCACUUGGGGGCAGCAGAAACAAGCGAACACAAGUGACCUGUGUUUUUUUCAUUUGAUAUAGAGGACGUGUGAGUGAAUAACACAUCCAGCAGUUGUGCAGCAACAUUAGCAUUCAUUAGGAGUGGUGUUUGUUAUUGUCAACUCUCCUUUUAGCUGUGUUGCGGUCUCCACCGGCUCCUGAGGGAAAUAGCUGGCUAUGUAGCUGGAGGAUAGUUGCUAACUGUGUGUGACGUUAGCGCUAGUUAGGUAGCUGAUGGAUAAAGACAGUACACAAACAAGAUGAGUCACUAAAGAGUCAUUUCCUGUAUCUGUCGCCACUGGCCCGCCCCUUUAAGAACUAGAUUCCGAACUGAUUCUUUCACACCAAAGUAAUCCAUUUUUACCAAGCCACAUGUAUUCCGUUCUGACACUAAAAUCUUUCAGACAAACAAAUAGGGAGAAAUUUAACCCUAAUUUGCCAUCGCAAACAAACUCACUUGCGAUCUGAAGCAGUUGUUUUCUACGCGCCCGCAUGCCAGUGGAAAGUCGGCUGGAAUUGUGUAGUUCUGUGAAACAACUAAAGCAGAUGAGGAUUUGUUUUCAAACAAUAGGAAAAGAAAAGAAAAAAAGAGACUUUAAUUGCCGGAUACAGCUCAAUCAGUGUAAUACAAGUCUCCCAAAGCCCCAAAAUCCAAAAUUGAUUGAAAAUGGUUGUUAUUUACACCUUCAAUGCAUGGUCAAGCUCGUGCACCCACUUCAGAUGGGCUCUAACAAUUUUAGCUUAGCAGUUGCGUUAAGAUUUUGGUUUUAAAAAAGGGUGUAAAUAACAUCUUUUCAGAUCAGUUUUGAAUCUCGGGGCCUGAGACUUGUGUUAUGCCGGAUUAGCUGUAUGGUGCCAUUUCACAUAUUGUUUUUUUUCUCGUUACAUUUAAAAACAAGUCCCCAUCUCCUUCAGUUGUUUUUGAGAAUGCUGUGACGAUGUUUUGGUGUGAAAGCCCCAGAAAUGUUCUGUGGACCACGAUCCAUCACCUGCCUUUCCACCGGCAUGGGGGUGAGGAUUUUGUGUCAUCGAAUCAUGACAUAAAACCCUGGCCACGGCCCUGCUCAGAAGUCCUCAUAUCUAAAGUGUGUAAUUAUUUGUAUUUGAACCUGCACUGCUGACAACGCUGACCUUUGUCAAAAAUGGACCUGGACAAUAUGGGGGGAAUUGUUAAGUUCCAAAUUGCUGUUGUUGCCUCUGGCUGUUGCGAAAUAAUAAGGCCAAUGUGAAUGAAUAAGAAAUGCGACAUGGUAAAUCCUGUCUGCAUGGAAAGCCCAUUGGACUGACAGAGCUGCUUUUUCAUUUUUUUUUUUUUUUUUUUUUUGCUAUUUCAGUAGAAACCAGACUGCUGUGUUUAUUCCAUAACUAAAUAAUGAGAUGGCUUAUUAACACAUUUAGGCGUGAAUACAGUCUGUUUGGCUGAAAACACGUGAUUCACACUGCACGAGCGCAGUUGCGUUCAGACGUCCUUAUCCUGAGCAAGAAGCGAGCAAAUGAAGACAGAAACUAUUAGAAAGAGUUCAUAAAUGAGGUCUGAAAGGGAACAGUUCUACAUUUCAUGCUUGGACUGUCUGUUCUCAUUGUGAGUCACACGACAUGUGAGGAAUUGUAAAUUGAACGGGCUAAUGAGACGACCAAAACAGCUGUGGAUUCAACCAGCCCGGAACUCUUAUUAAUAUCUUGGCCUUACCUUCAUGUGUGGAAAGGCAAUUUUCUUGUUUGUGAAUUUGGGAAAAUAAAAAAUUUCUAAAGCU